AACUACCUCCGACCAUGACAGAGGACAAAUUUGAGACUUUUGGAUCCAUCCUUUGCAGCGAGAAGUGGGACUUUGAUCCUAUUUGGGGGCUUACUAAAUGGAUGACAUUCAAUAAAGAUGGCACGGGCAAAAUAUUAUGUGGCCAAGAAGUCAACUUGUUCAUCGCCACAGAGUUCGAUUGGAAGCUUCAGAAUCCCAAGCUGCUCGACCAAGUCGUUGACACCUCUAGUCGUAUUCGCAAAAACACAAACAUUUUGUUGUGCGAGUUCGACCUCGACCUCACGCUUACCAAACGGCGCAUUCCAAAAAUGGGUAUAGACUUGCGCCGUGCCAGAAUAAACGAAGACGUGCUCAAGGACGAGGCAUUCGAGACAAAGUCGUAUACCGUUAGGCUGGAAAGAGGUGCAUUUUUUUCGUAUUGGGACAACUUGGACACAUCACGGUCCUCGUAUAUUUCCAGGUAUGAACUUCGUCUGGUUUUUGACAAGUCACCAUACCCCCCUCGAGACGAGUGGAAGGAACCAGAAGGGGCAGUUGAUGCGUUGAAGUUUUGGGAGUGGAAGGAAUUUGUUGCUCGUACACUUCCCGAGGAUGAACCUGCUUGGUGGAGGAGCUGUAUAGUCUGUUGAUCGUCAUAAUAUUGAAACAUGUACUGGAUCUCUUAAUGCCACUGCAAAUUGAAUUGUGUUGCCAGGGCCCAAGGGAAGAAUAUCGUUUAGCAGUGAUGGAAACAUAAAUCAGGGAAGUUGUGAAACGCUGUGGCAGCACGAUCAACAGUGGCA
Messenger RNA from Xylona heveae TC161, 782 nucleotides. RefSeq lists its product as hypothetical. The transcript has 2 exons. The record is from RefSeq and is a predicted model, not a curated record. Bases 15 to 629 code for a protein of 204 amino acids. NCBI's taxonomy places the organism in Eukaryota, Fungi, Ascomycota, Xylonomycetes, Xylonales, Xylonaceae.